Alternaria novae-zelandiae is the source of this 1314-nucleotide messenger RNA. RefSeq lists its product as uncharacterized. NCBI's taxonomy places the organism in Eukaryota, Fungi, Ascomycota, Dothideomycetes, Pleosporales, Pleosporaceae. Gene Ontology annotation, biological process: retrograde vesicle-mediated transport, Golgi to endoplasmic reticulum; endoplasmic reticulum to Golgi vesicle-mediated transport. The transcript has 3 exons. Bases 1 to 1314 code for a protein of 437 amino acids. The record is from RefSeq and is a predicted model, not a curated record. Gene Ontology annotation, cellular component: endoplasmic reticulum; COPII-coated ER to Golgi transport vesicle; Golgi membrane.
AUGCCCGCCAAAUCGCGAUUCACGAGGCUCGACGCCUUCACCAAGACGGUCGAAGAUGCGCGCGUGCGCACAACAUCCGGUGGAAUCGUCACCAUAGUCAGCUUGUUGGUUAUCUUCUGGUUAACGUGGGGCGAGUGGGCCGACUACAGGAGAGUGACUGUGCGACCAGAAUUGGUGGUUGAUAAGGGCAGAGGCGAACGCAUGGAAAUUGCCCUGAACGUAACGUUCCCACGGGUACCAUGCGAGCUGCUCACACUCGAUGUCAUGGAUGUCUCUGGAGAGUUGCAGAUGGGUGUCACGCAUGGCAUCAACAAGGUGCGAUUGAGUCCUGAGAAGGAGGGCAGCAAGGUUAUUGAUAUCAAGGCUUUGGAUCUGCACGCGGAUGAAGCGUCACAUCUUGCUCCCGACUACUGCGGCGAAUGUUACGGCGCACCUGCCCCCACCAACGCAAUCAAGCCCGGCUGCUGCAAUACCUGCGACGAAGUCCGCGACGCAUACGCCUCGAUAUCUUGGUCUUUCGGUCGUGGAGAGGGAGUCGAACAAUGCGAGCGGGAACACUACGCCGAACAUCUCGACCAACAACGUCAGGAAGGAUGCCGUCUUGAGGGCAGCAUCCGAGUCAACAAGGUUGUCGGUAACUUUCACAUCGCGCCUGGAAAAUCGUUCUCGAACGGUAACCUACACGUUCACGAUCUCGAGAACUACUUCAAAGACGAGUACGCGCAUACCUUCACCCACAAGGUUCACCAGCUUCGCUUCGGCCCCCAGCUUAGCGAUGUCGUUGUCCAAGACAUGCAGAGGAAGCACGCAGGCUCUGGCGCUGGUGGAUGGUCAAACCACCACAUCAACCCCCUUGACAACACCGAGCAACAUACCGACGAAAAGGCCUACAACUUCAUGUACUUCAUCAAGGUCGUGUCGACCGCUUACUUGCCACUCGGCUGGGAGAACCAGCUUCCUCGUUCCGCAAAACAUGAUGAGCUCCUUGGCGCGACCAUUGACGCUUCAUACAAGGGCAGCAUUGAGACGCACCAGUACUCUGUGACCAGCCAUCAUAGGAGUCUGCAGGGUGGUUCUGAUGAGAAGGAGGGCCACAAGGAGAGGAUUCACGCUCGAGGUGGUAUCCCCGGUGUUUUCUUUUCUUAUGACAUUUCACCCAUGAAGGUCAUCAACCGCGAAGCCCGUGAAAAGUCCUUCUCUGGCUUCCUCGUUGGUCUCUGCGCCGUGAUCGGUGGUACUCUUACCGUCGCUGCGGCUGUGGACCGCGCGUUGUACGAGGGUGUCAACAGGAUCAAGAAGAUCCACUCAAACUAG